Molecule: messenger RNA, 2387 nt
Organism: Leptopilina boulardi
Lineage: Eukaryota; Metazoa; Arthropoda; Insecta; Hymenoptera; Figitidae
Gene: gkt
Product: probable tyrosyl-DNA phosphodiesterase
Exons: 6
Coding region: 116-2242 (708 amino acids)
Biological process (GO): double-strand break repair; single strand break repair
Cellular component (GO): nucleus
Molecular function (GO): 3'-tyrosyl-DNA phosphodiesterase activity; single-stranded DNA binding; double-stranded DNA binding
Source: RefSeq, a predicted model, not a curated record
GUGCUGCCAUCUAGUCUCGAAUUUCUCCACUACAUUCAAAAACAAUGCUCAUAUCUGUCAUUGUGUUAUCAAGUGAAGUUAAAAUAUGUUAAAAAAAUAAUUUUCUUUUAGUUUAAUGUUAAUAAAAAUAAAAAUUUUGAUAAAAUCAUAUAAUUUGAGAACUAUUUUCUUAUUUCGAACAUAUGCAAUGAAUAGAUUUACAUCUGAAACAGUUAAGAAAACAUUAUGUCCAUAUCAGGAAAAAUGCUAUCGAAAAAAUCCUAUCCAUUUCAAUGAAAUGUCACAUCCUCAUCUGGAAAAACUGAUAAUAAAUAAUCUCGAUGACGUUAUAACUAUUCCUGCUCAUUUGGAUUUUGAAUGUCCCGAUAGAUCUCAAUUGCUGGACCAAUUGAAAGUUUUACAAAUUGUGUUAAAAAAGGAAAGAGAUCGAAAUGGAGGGACAAGUCAAUCAUUAAAACCUCAAGAAAGUAUAAACCCUAAAAAUUCACCAAAAAAUUCCAAUUCCAAAGGCAAGGAAACAAUUUCCGAUGAACUAAAACAAAAAAUAGAGAGAAACAAACAAGCAGCUUUACUAAGAAGGGAAAAAAAAUUAAAAGAACUUGACGAAAAAGCCGAAUUACUAGCGAGUUAUGAGUCUGGUUCUUUUAAAAAUAUUGAAAAAUCUCCAAAACAAAAUCUAAAACGAAAUGGCUCCGAGAAUAAUGACAAGACGACCAUUCAAAAGAAAUCGAAAACAAUAGAAAUUUACGAUUCAAAUUUUUCAUCACAAUCAAGUUCCAGUUCAAAUACAAAUUCUUAUUCCUCUGAUUCGUCAGCAACUACCGGUACAUCAAUUGUAGAGAAUUUUAUUGGCUGUAAAACAACAGCAGCUCGUGAAAAUAUUCGAAAACAAGCAUUAGAAAAAAUGCGAAGAGCCGGAUUAAAGGCAAAUGUUGUUGAACCUGGUGAAUUUGCUUUAAAAUAUGCUCUCUCUGCUCCUUAUCAUUUAUUUUUCACUCGAGUCGAAGAAAUAAAAGAGACUUUUAAUCAACCUUUAACUAUCACAUUACCCGAAAUUCUCGAUAUUAGCCUCGGUGAAAUUGUCGAGAGUUUACAUUUUAAUUUUAUGAUUGAUAUGGGUUGGUUGUGUCUUCAAUAUCUUUUGGCAGCACAAUCAGCUAAAAUGCUUGUACUUUAUGAAAGUCGAGUCGAUUCUGAUCCAUUGCCAGCUAAUAUUACCGCUAUUGAAAUACCAAAACCCUCUGCAUUUGGUUGUCAUCAUACAAAAGUAUCGCUUUUAAAAUACAAGGACAAUGGAAUAAGAAUAAUUGUCUCGACAGCUAAUCUCUAUUCCGACGAUUGGGAAAAUAGAACUCAAGGUGUAUGGAUAUCGCCUCAUCUUCCACAACUUCCAGAAUCGUCAAAUUCAAAUGACGGUGAAUCGCCAACUGGUUUCAAAAAGGAUUUCGAACGUUAUCUAUUGACCUAUAAACAAGCAACUUUAACAGAAUGGAUUUACGCGAUACGACAUGCAGAUUGCUCGGCAAUAAAUGUAUUUUUCUUGGCAUCUGUACCGGGAAGUCACAAAGGACAUGACCUCAAUAAUUGGGGACACAAAAAACUUGCAUCAAUUCUUUCUCAACAUGCGACAUUACCUGCCGAUUCACCAUAUUGGCCUAUUGUUGCCCAAUGUUCGAGUAUUGGAAGUUUUGGUCCAAAUUUUGAAAAUUGGCUACAAAAAGACAUUGUCACAUCAAUGUCAAAAGAAAAGAAUGCAGGAUUAAAAAGUAUUACAAAUUUUCAAUUUGUUUAUCCGUCAAUUAAUAAUUUUAAAAAUAGUAUCGAUUGUCGAGCGGCUGCAUGCUGUUUACCAUAUAGUAUGAAAACACACUCGAAACAAGAGUGGAUCGAGAGUUACAUGUAUCAAUGGAAAGCGAGUAAAAUUAAUAGAGACAGAGCAAUGCCACAUAUUAAAUCGUAUACGAGAAUUUCGCGAGAUUUCAAAAAAAUCCCUUGGUUUGUUUUGACUAGCGCAAAUUUGAGUAAAGCUGCUUGGGGAACAUUUAGACAGUCAAAUUAUAUUAUGAAUUAUGAGGCUGGCAUUGUUUUCAUUCCAAAAUUAAUAACAAAAGAAACAACAUUUCCAAUUGAAAAACAAGAAUCUUCAGAUAUUCCAGUUUUUCCAAUGCCAUAUGAUUUACCAUUAACCCGUUAUGGUCCACAGGACAAAGCAUUUGUGAUCGAAUUUUUUGAUAGUGCUUAAAAAAAAAUUAUACUAAUUAAGGUAAUACUAAUAUUUUCUGAUAUUAUUUUCUACGCAAAACAAAAUUGAUCAAUUAUUUAAAUUCUACAAAUUAAAUUAUGUUUAAAAUUUUACAAAGUAAAUUGCACACAUGUACAGUAUAAAA